UUACCCAUUUCAGGGGUUGACUUGUUUGGUACUUUGUUUAUAGAGUUUUGAUCAGAGGCGAAAAUGGCGUCUACGGCGAAGUUUCAAUGCUGUGUGCCGAAGUAUAACCCUCAUAUCAACCUCGUCAGAACAGCUCCUCAAAAUCUUUCGUUUCCUCGUUUAUACAGCAGAGACCAAGCAAAGUCAACACCGGUCGUCGUCGCCAUCAGAGCUUCAUCAUCUCCGUCGAAUCCCAAACGAUCACUUCUCAAAACCACCUUCAUCACCCUCACCGCAGCAGCAGCUCUGUUCUCAGCGUCCUCUUUCCUCAUCUCCAAACCAGCCCUGACGACGACUCCGGUUACUACCGUGUUAGAGACGACGCUCGAGAAACACCUCGAGACGCAUUCGAACGAUGUGGAAUCUUUAGUAUCGCUAGCUAAAAUAAAGUUCGAGUCCGAUAAAUGUGACCAGGCGAUAGAGACGAUGAACCGUCUCAUUGAAAUCGAACCUCAAGAACAAAAAUGGCCGGGUAUGAAAGCUCGGAUUCUUUCCUUCUUCUGCAAAAACAAAUUAGCAAUCGAAGCAUUCGAAGAGAUUCUUUCGACGGAUCCGAUUCGUGUAGAUGCAUUACAUUACUUGGUGAUGGAGUACUACGACUCUAAGCCGAAACUAUUAGAAGCAGAGAAGAGGAUCAAAUACGCGAUUCGAAGAUGCAAGGAUAUGAAGAAGAAGAAGACGAAAGAGAUUCGCGGUUUGAGGAUGUUGAUCGCGCAGAUUAGGGUUCUCGAAGGUAACACGGUCGAAGCAAUCCGGAUAUGCGAAGAGUUAGUGAAGGAGGAUCCGGAGGAUUACAAGGUAUAUCUGUUUCAAGGAUUGGUGUAUACAUUGUUAAAGAAGGGAGACGAAGCUAAGAAGCAGUUCGAGCAAGUUGCUAGGAUUCUUCCGGAGAAUCAUUCGUACCUAGACACUCCCAUGGAUAAAAAGGAAUGGGGAGCCAUGGAAACUUACGAUAAUGUCUUCUGCUAUUUAGCUACCUCCUUUUCUAGGCUUUUUGUCACUUCCUUCUUUUUUGGCAAAUUUGUGUAAUUAAAAAAAGUAACUAGUAUAACACUUUUGUGAUAUGUGUGUUGUGAUCUGACUGAGCACUUUAUUUUGUUGAAAGAUUGGUGAUGUAAACAGUUCAUGUGAGUAUUUGAGAAGCCGAGGCUUCAUUUGCUUGUUUAAGGUUUUAAAUAUACUGCGCU
Molecule: messenger RNA, 1226 nt
Organism: Camelina sativa (false flax)
Lineage: Eukaryota; Viridiplantae; Streptophyta; Magnoliopsida; Brassicales; Brassicaceae
Product: protein SLOW GREEN 1, chloroplastic
Molecular function (GO): protein binding
Source: RefSeq, a predicted model, not a curated record